Molecule: messenger RNA, 5248 nt
Organism: Centropristis striata (black sea bass)
Lineage: Eukaryota; Metazoa; Chordata; Actinopteri; Perciformes; Serranidae
Product: formin-like protein 2
Exons: 28
Coding region: 320-3583 (1087 amino acids)
Biological process (GO): regulation of cell shape; cortical actin cytoskeleton organization; cell migration
Cellular component (GO): cytosol
Molecular function (GO): actin filament binding; small GTPase binding
Source: RefSeq, a predicted model, not a curated record
CAACGACACGGCAGCAGAGCUUCAUCUGGAUCCUCAGCAUCAUCAGCAUCCGCCGCGGCGGAGAGGACGAGAGACAAAGAGACAGACAGAGAGACAGACAGGCAGGCAGGCGCGAGGUGGAGGGAGACGAUCUCCACCGUCUGAUAACAGAGAGACAGACAGAGAGACAGACAGACAGGCAGACAGAGAGAGAGACGGGCCUUCUGUGUUCAGUGUGUGAUGGCCGACCACAUGUUCCUGCCGCUGUGUCUGCUGAGUGUGUGUGUGUUGUUGUAGGUGGGUGUGUUCGCUGUGUGUGUGUGUGUUCGGGGUGUGUGUGAUGGGGAACGCAGAGAGCAUGGAGAGCCAGCUGGCGGUGAUCCGGUCCAGAGCCGCCCCGGUUCGACUCCCGAUGCCCGACCCGGCCGAGCUGGAGGAGAGGUUCUCAAUCGCACUGAAUUCGAUGAACCUGCCUCCCGACAAGGUGCGUCUGCUGCGCUCCUAUGACAACGACAAGAAGUGGGAGCUGAUUUGUGAUCAGGAGAGGUUUCAGGUGAAGAACCCGCCACACACCUACAUCCAGAAGCUGAGAGGCUUUCUGGACCCGGCUGUCACACGCAAGAAGUUUCGAAGAAGAGUUCAGGAGUCGACUCAGAUGCUCAGAGAACUCGAGAUUUCUCUGCGUACAAACCACAUCGGGUGGGUCAGAGAGUUUCUGAAUGAGGAGAAUCGAGGUCUGGAUGUUCUGGUCGAGUAUUUGUCCUUCGCUCAGUACGCUGUCACGUUUGAUGGCGAGCAGUCAGAGGCCGGAGGUGAGGUCUCGUCCAUCGACUCUCCCUGGAGUCGCUCCAUAGAGGAUCUCCAUGGCGACUGCAGUCUCCCCUCGCCCUCCUCCUCUGCUCCCCGAGCAGCUCGCCACUCCAUCAGCUCUGCGAUGGUGACUCGCUCCAACACGCUGCCGAGUCGCCGGACUCUGAAGAACUCACGACUCGUCUGUAAGAAAGACGACGUCCAUGUUUGUGUCAUGUGUCUGAGAGCCGUCAUGAACUACCAGUAUGGAUUCAACAUGGUGAUGUCACAUCCUCACGCCGUCAACGAGAUCGCCUUGAGCCUCAACAACAGGAACCCCAGGACGAAGGCUCUGGUGUUGGAGUUGUUGGCGGCGGUGUGUUUGGUCAGAGGAGGACAUGAGAUCAUCCUGUCAGCCUUCGACAACUUCAAAACUGUGUGUUCGGAGUCGAUGCGUUUCGAGAAGUUGAUGGAACAUUUUAAAAACGAAGACGACAACAUCGACUUUUUGGUGGCCUGCAUGCAGUUCAUCAACAUUGUGGUUCACUCGGUGGAGGACAUGAACUUUAGAGUCCAUCUGCAGUACGAUUUCACCAAACUCAACCUGGACGAACACCUGGAGAGGCUGAAGCACACAGAAAGCGACAGGCUGCAGGUUCAGAUUCAGGCGUACCUGGACAACGUGUUCGAUGUUGGGACACUGCUGGAGGACGCAGAGACCAAAACUGCUGCUCUGGAACGGGUGGAGGAGUUGGAGGAGAGCAUGGGCACGAUGUCAGAGCGUCUGCUGGAUGUGGAGAACGAAGCGAUGCUGAAGAUCGUUGAACUGGAGAAACAGCUGAUGCAAACCAACAAGGAGCUGGACCACGUUCGGGAGGUGUACGCCAGCACUAACACUCAGGUGCACACCUUGCGGAGGAUCGUUCGGGAGAAGGACCAGACAAUCCGGCGUCAGAGUCGUCUUGAGCGUCAGGCUCAGGAGGCCCAGCAGUCCGGAGGACCAGGAGCUCCUCAGCCUCAGAGAGGAGAGGGAGACGGGGGAGUAGCUGACUCUGCCUCCCCCUCACCUCCACCCUGUCCUAACCUGUCCCCCAGUCCUGAGACCAUAGCCUAUCACAGCAUGGGACCAGGGGUGGGUGAAGCUCCAGGGAUGCCGAUGCCGCCCCCUCCUCCUCCUCCACCUCCAAUGCCAGGCACAGUGUCAAAUGGGUCAUACCCUGCACCUCCUCCACCUGCUCCUCCUCCUCCCCCUCCUCCACCUCCUCCUCCAUGUCGGACCAGUGAGCUCUCCUCCGUUCCCAUGCCCCCUCCUCCUCCCCCCGUGGCCCCCCCUCUCCCAGGGUCAGGGCCCACGGUCAUCUUUAACUCUGGAUUAGCAGAGGGUCCUCUCAAGUUAUUCUCGGUGAAGAUAAAGAAGCCGAUCCAGACUAAGUUCAGGAUGCCGGUUUUGAACUGGGUCGCCCUGAAGCCGAGUCAAAUCAACGGGACAGUCUUCAACGACAUCGACGAUGAGUCCAUCCUGCAGGACCUGAAUGUGGAAGAGUUCGAGGAGCUGUUUAAGACGAAGGCUCAGGGUCCGGCGGUGGACUUGACUCUAUCCAGACAGAAACUUCCUCAGAAAGCUCCAUCCAAAGUUUCUCUGCUGGACGCCAACAGAUCCAAAAACCUGGCUAUCACUCUGAGAAAAGCAGGCCAGGGGUCAGAGAUCACCUGUCGCGCCAUCCAAACGUUUGACCUGCGAACAGUUCGGGUUGACUUUGUGGAGUGUCUGAUGCGCUUCCUGCCGACGGAGGCCGAGGUGAAGCUUCUACGGCAAUACGAGAGAGACAGGAAACCCCUGGAGUCUCUGAGCGACGAAGACAGAUUCAUGAUGCAGUUCAGUCGCAUCGAACGACUCAGUCAGCGAAUGUCUAUCAUGACUUUCAUGGGCAACUUCACCGACAACAUCCAGAUGUUAACUCCGCAACUCCAUGCCAUAAUCGCUGCUUCAGUUUCCAUAAAAUCAUCUACGAAGCUGAAAAAGAUCCUGGAGAUCAUCUUGGCUCUGGGGAACUACAUGAACAGCAGUAAGAGAGGAGCUGUGUACGGAUUCAAACUGCAGAGUUUAGACCUGCUCUUGGAGACGAAGUCGACAGACAGGAAACAGACGUUGCUUCAUUACAUCGCCAACGUGGUGCGAGAGAAAUAUCCUGCAAAGAGUCUGUUUUACAACGAGCUGCACUACGUCGACAAGGCUGCUGCAGUGAGUCUGGAGAACGUGCUGUGUGAUGUGAAGGAGCUGCAGCGCGGCAUGGAGCUCACCUGGAGAGAGUUCAGUGUUCAACACAAUGCCACGCUCAAAGACUUCAUCAGCAGGCACGAGUCACGACUCAGCAAACUGCAGGAGGACGCACGCAUAGCUCAGGAUGCAUUUGAAGACGCUGUGAAAUUUUUUGGGGAAAGCUCUAAGACAAUGCCGCCGUCAGUGUUCUUUCCCAUCUUUGUUCGUUUCAUUAAAGCGUACAGGCUGGCGGAGGAGGAGAACGAGCAGAGAAGGCGUCAAGAACAAAUGUUACUGGAGAAACUGGAGCAGGAGGAGCAGCAGGAGGAGGAGGAGACCAAGUCUCCCUCCCACAGGGGGAAGCGGCAGCAGCAGGAGCUGCUGACGGAGCUCAGACGGAAGCAAGGAAAAGACAGUCGGCAUGUUUACGAAGGGAAGGACGGAGCCAUCGAAGACAUUAUUACAGCUCUGAAGACCGUCCCCUUCACAGCCCGAUCGGCAAAACGCAGCUCUCGCUUCUUCAAUGACCCCACGCACUCUGAGGAGCACUACUGAGAAAGAGAGACAUGACAUCAUAAAUAAAGACAUGACAUCAUAAAUCAGUUUUAAUGUCAGCAUGUUUCCAGAUGAUGUCAUGUCUUCUUACGAUGGCCAAGCCCACUUUUAAUCCAUGGGACCAAUUAGCACUUUGAACAUUUCUGAUCAAUUGAUGUGAACUGAUGACAUCAUGUUUUGUAUGUUAUUUUAUUGGUCAGUUUGAGGGCUGACCAGGUUCCCAGACACCACCUGACCUCUGACCCACUAUCUACACUGCUGUCAAACUAUUCAAAAACCUGGCAACUUCAAGUAUUUGACAGAAGAGCCAGGGUCCUGGUCCUGUGGUCCUGUGGUUGUUCUGGGUUCCUUCAAUCUUUGUCUUUAACUGGUUCUUGUACAGGGUUCUACUCCUUUCACAUCAUUACAUUCUACUGUGUUCUACUGUAUUUACUAGCCUUACGAGAGCCGGGGAUAUACAGAGUAUGGCAUCUUUCUAAAGGGUUAGUGUUUCCCCUUUUAUUAACUUUAUUAAGUGUCAAACUCUGGCUCUCUGUGACUCUUGCCCGACCCCGUCACCUUCCAUAACCUGAAGCUCCCUUUCAAUGCAUUUCCUCUGAAGUUCUGCUGUCAGCCUGUUAGCUGGCACUGGAGCCAGAAACACCAACCUUUAAAAAAACAGACAUAAUUUAAGUAUGUGAAUGCAGAACCUUUAAGCUACAAAAGGUUGAACUCUGGUCUUGUUGUGUUUUAAAAUGUAUCACCUGACAGUCAUGAGGCAAAGUUAAAAGCAGUGAGACAGAAGAAAAUACUGUCCAAUUUGUCUCAAUCUUCCCAUCAAGAACUCAACAGUUGCUAUAAGGCUCAUACAUAUGGGUCAGAAGGAUUCAGCUCUGCUCACUAGUAUGUUAUCAGCCCAAAUAUACUUAAAAAACUAUGGUUCGGUUUAGGGGUAAAAUAAAACGUUUUAAAACCUUGUUAUUAAACGUACACACAUUAGGAAAAAAUUUAAAAUUAACGAAAAGGCGACUUUUCAUUUCACAAUCUUAAGUUUCACACUGGACUUCUGGAUGAAAGUUUAUGUUGUUUGAGACCUGAUCCUCCUCUGUUAUAAUUACUAUGGCCACUAGAGGUCAGCCUCUAAUUUUAAACAUUAAAAAAAACAGAAGAUUUAAUGGGUAGAUAACAUUUUCAAAGGCGGAGCAGGAGCAGUCUCCUCCUGACUGAUCUACGAGACAUUCAGUCACAUGAAAACAUUCAAACCAGGUCAACAUGAACACAGUGUGAAAAAAUUGAAGUCAGUCUACUGGUGCGGCUCAGGUCGGGACACACCUGCAAAAAGAUGGAAGGACCUACAUGGAAAAAAGUCUGGACGUAAAGAUAUGGACAACUACAGGCAGAUAGUUUUUGAGAAUCUGGACAGACCUGCUGUGUUCUCCUUCAAAGUCUCCCGGUGUCCCUACGGAGUGUCCAGCCUCAUCUUGGACCUGGACACAUCUGUAGGGUUGCUGCCCUUCUCCUCCCCUCUCCAUUUCAAGUCAAAAUAAGACAAAAAAAGUGAAACAGCACAAAGUUUUCUACGUGUACAUACAUUUUCUAGAAAGCUGUAGCGUUGCUCGUACUGUUCAGUGUUUGUUGGUUGUUGGUGAUUCUGCACUCGGUGUGAAUAAAACGCACCUAUCAACA